This is a messenger RNA of Lindgomyces ingoldianus, 502 nucleotides long. Its product is annotated as ribosomal protein S14. NCBI's taxonomy places the organism in Eukaryota, Fungi, Ascomycota, Dothideomycetes, Pleosporales, Lindgomycetaceae. Gene Ontology annotation, molecular function: structural constituent of ribosome; zinc ion binding. Gene Ontology annotation, biological process: translation. The transcript has 4 exons. The coding region runs from base 97 to 267 and encodes 56 amino acids. The record is from RefSeq and is a predicted model, not a curated record. Gene Ontology annotation, cellular component: cytosolic small ribosomal subunit; ribosome.
AUUGUGAACGACAGCCUAACGCACGACCGACCACGACGUCUGUGAGCACCGGAUACUCAACGACACUAAGGUCGAACAACCCUCCACCUACACAAUAUGUCUCACGAAUCGGUCUGGUAUUCGCGCCCGCGCACCUACGGCAAAGGCGCUCGCUCCUGCCGCGUUUGCACCCACAAGGCCGGUCUGAUCCGUAAGUACGGCCUCAAUAUCUGCCGUCAGUGCUUCAGGGAGAAGAGUGCCGAUAUUGGUUUCGUCAAGCACCGAUAAUCACCCUACGAAUCAUCGGAUGCGAAUCGAGAAGACGAGAUGGACGUAUGUGCAACGGGUGUUUGAGUCAAUGAGCACGUGAUGGCUGGAGUGAAUAUCGAUGAGGGAAUGAAGAGGUCUAAACGGUGGAGUAGGUCUGCAUUGCUGGGCUCUUAUUCUCUUCUAGAAUAACUUCUUUUCAACUCAUGGGCGGUGUCGGGUUCAAUAGGAAAAUCCAACUGAAUUCACGACAACA